UGUUUUAAUGUCAUUCCAUGUAGUGACUAGGGCAAAUUAAGUUCCUAAUUAAACAUUUAGAGUUUGUUUGUCGUUUUAAAACACAAAGGACAUGAAUUCUUUAAUACUUUCAGGAGAAUGAUCUUUUGUAUGAUAAAGGGCACUCAGACUAUAAAUUGACAGAAAAGAAGAAUGCCCUCUGGAAGGAAAAAGCAGAGGAACUUGGCAUAUGUGACGGUGCAAGGUUAAAGAGCUGGGUAGACAGUAUGCGAACUUAGUAUGGUAAGCUGACAAAACGACCAUCUGGAUCCGGUGGACGCCUAUCAGACAGAGAUAAAUGGAUUCUGGAUAAGUUAUCGUUUCUAUCAAAGCAUAUCUACAGGGUGCAAAGUCGUGGUGGAGUCGAUCUUAUGAAACAAAUUCGCGAGAAACACCCAGAGAGGAUGCCGGACUCCGACGAAAGUGGCGAGGAUGGCGAAAAUAGUCAAGAUGAUAGAGAAGAGCAGCUUCCGUCCGCUUCACCUGCAUUGUCAACUGCCAGUGGAGAGCAAGAUACAUCCACAUCAGGUAAUCGGAAGAAGAAAGCAAGCAGAGAAGAGUCCACAGCCUUGCUUCAACGCUUGCAAGAACGUAUCCAAAAGUCAAGUCAAUUGCAGGAGAAGCUGAUUGAUGAAAUGUCGGUACCAAAAGACCCACGGGUAGCAGAGCGACGUCAGUGGGCACAGUGGUUUGGUUCUGCAAUUACGGACAUUGAUGACUCUCUAUGGUCAGAUUUCCAAGCAGAAUCUCUUCAACUGGUCAGCAACUUUAAAGUGCGCUCCAAAAGCCUACAGCAAGCUCCUGUGCAGCAAUUUCCCUUGCAACCAUCUUUGCCGUCAGCCGACCAGGAGCGUGCAGAUUACCACACUGCAAAGCGUCUUCAGACAAUUAACUACUCUUCAAAUCCUGGGGGUUAUUUACCAGUAUGGCAGCAGAUGUACCAACCUCCUCCUCCGAUGUUUCCUCCACAAUCUUACCCAGGAAGGUCACAGUCUGCGCCAUUGUCCACAACAGCGACAAUAACAGCUGGCCCCACGUAUGACACAGUCCAGUCCACAUCUACAGGUGCUAGUUCUGUCGGUCAGGCUGAUUCUUUGCGAGAACUCAUGACCUUUUCGGGAAUUACGACCGUUAAUGAAUCUUCCGAAAAUGAUAUUGUUGACGUGUAAAUGUUGCGUAAUAAGUUCAUAUUCUUAAUUAUCAUGGACACUUAGGUUCUAUAAAUGACAAUGUGAUUUCUGUUCAUAUGGCUGUUUAACAUUUUAAA
Ruditapes philippinarum (Manila clam) is the source of this 1285-nucleotide messenger RNA. RefSeq lists its product as uncharacterized. NCBI's taxonomy places the organism in Eukaryota, Metazoa, Mollusca, Bivalvia, Venerida, Veneridae. The coding region runs from base 390 to 1187 and encodes 265 amino acids. The transcript is spliced from 3 exons. The record is from RefSeq and is a predicted model, not a curated record.